Gilbertella persicaria is the source of this 981-nucleotide messenger RNA. RefSeq lists its product as uncharacterized. NCBI's taxonomy places the organism in Eukaryota, Fungi, Mucoromycota, Mucoromycetes, Mucorales, Choanephoraceae. The record is from RefSeq and is a predicted model, not a curated record. Gene Ontology annotation, cellular component: cytoplasm. The transcript has 2 exons. Gene Ontology annotation, molecular function: rRNA (uridine-N3-)-methyltransferase activity. Bases 1 to 981 code for a protein of 326 amino acids. Gene Ontology annotation, biological process: rRNA base methylation.
AUGGGAAAAUUAAAGAGAAAGAAAUUGGCCAACGCCCUUGGCCGUAUACUCAACAAGGCGGACAAGAGGAAAGAACAAGAACGCAAAGCCAACGCAUACAACGACAAUAUGAAUAGAGCAAAAAAGAACCAAAUAAGAAAAACCCCUUCCCAUACAGCUCGUGUUCGACCACAAUACAGUUCCAAAGAUAGAAUUCUUCUUGUGGGCGAGGGUAAUUUUUCAUUUGCCCGGUCUUUGUGUGAAAACUAUUUAGAAGAAGGUGCUGAGCAUUUGACAGCAACUUGUUAUGACUCUGAGCAAGUGCUUUAUGAGAAAUACGGAGAUGAAGUGAAAGAAAAUAUCGAAUUUGUACGUGAAUUUGGUGGCAUUGUUUUAUUUGAUGUGGAUGCAACUGACUUUCCUAAAGAAAUCAAAAAGAGCAAAUACACAAAGAUUGUGUUUAACUUUCCUCAUGCUGGUGCUGGUAUCAAGGAUCAAGAUCGAAAUGUGAUUGCUAAUCAAAAGUUGCUGAAUGGAUUUUUUGAUGCCGCCAGUCCUUUACUAUCUAAAAGCACAGAUCAACCAGUAGAAACAAGCGAUCACUUGCGCAUUGAAGAUGAUGGCCCUAUACCUGAAGGAGAAAUUCAUGUUACAUUGAAAACAGUCAAGCCAUAUAACUUAUGGGCUGUUAAAAGUCUUGUGAAAGCAAAAGGUGUCUUAGCUGUGAAAGGUACAGCGCCUUUCUAUGUGGACGAUUUCCCUGGUUACGAACAUAGACGUACACUUGGAUUCAAGGAGGGCUUGAGCAAAGGCGCUAAUGCAGAAAUUAUUUCUUCAGAACCAAAGCGAUAUAUUUUUGUUCGAAAGGAAGUGAUGGAAGACGAAGUUCAAAAGAGUAUUAAGGGCUCACAAAAGAGAAAAUUAGAAGAUUUAAAGGCACAAAUGGGGAAGAAAGUGAAGCGAAAGAAGUCUCAGCAUUCUGAUGACGAUGAUGAUGAAUAG